Girardinichthys multiradiatus is the source of this 2792-nucleotide messenger RNA. Its product is annotated as extracellular calcium-sensing receptor. Bases 1 to 2637 code for a protein of 878 amino acids. Gene Ontology annotation, molecular function: G protein-coupled receptor activity. The record is from RefSeq and is a predicted model, not a curated record. The transcript has 11 exons. Lineage: Eukaryota; Metazoa; Chordata; Actinopteri; Cyprinodontiformes; Goodeidae. Gene Ontology annotation, biological process: G protein-coupled receptor signaling pathway. Gene Ontology annotation, cellular component: membrane.
AUGUCCUUGCUGUCCCAACUCGUCACUCUGUGGAUCUGCUCUGGUCCGUCGUUGUUUCUAGCGUGGCUUGUGGGCAGACAGCUGGGUCUCAGGGUGGGCAUACAGAUGGCCGAGACGCUGAACUGUUCUCGGUGGGGAAUACCCAGCAAAAAGGGUUUUUUUCAGGAAGGGGAUGUAAUCAUCGGUGGGCUCUUUAACAUUCAUUAUGUGCCUCCUACUAGGGACUAUAGAUUCACUCAGCAGCCAGACAACAAACCUUGCACAGGUUUACAAAGUCUACCGAUGCAAUACAUCUAUGCUAUGAUGUUUGCUCUGGAGGAAAUCAACAACAGCUCCACUUUGCUACCAGGUGUGAAGCUGGGCCACCAUAUUCAUGAUAGCUGUUCCCUCCCUGCCUGGGCUCUGCAGGCUGCGCUGUCAUUGGUUGGUGGACACAUGCCGAGCUGUAAUUCAGCUGCUAAAUAUGAGGAGGAAAAAGGAAUCGGAGCAAGCAAAGUACCUUUGAUCAUUGGUGGUUGCAAUUCUGUAACAGCCCAGAUAGUGUCCAGACUCCUGGUACCACUUUCUCUUCCUCUAGUGAGCUACACAGCAAGUACCCCAAGUUUAAGUGACAAGCAACAAUUUCCUAAUUUCUUCAGAACCAUGGCCAGUGAUGUAUAUCAAGCACGUGCUAUUGCUCAGCUUGCUAUAAAGUUUAAGUGGACCUGGGUUGGAGCAGUGGUGGCAAACAAUGAUUAUGGCCUCAUGGUAUUGAAGGUAUUUCAGGAGGGCAUUCAGAGGGCAGGGGUGUGUCUGGCAUUUGUGGAGACCCUCCAAAGGGAAAACAUUGUAAGUGAUGCCAGACGAGCAGCGCUUGCCAUUCAGGCUUCGACUGCAAAGGUGAUUUUGAUUGUCACCUGGUAUACAGAUGUGAUGGAACUGUUCCUGCAACUGGAGAAGUUGAAUGUGACUGAUAGACAAUUUUUGGCCAGUGAGGCGUGGAGCACCAGUAGCGACCUUCGCCAAAGUACUGUUUCACAUAAAGUGGCAAGUGGUGUUCUUGGUGUGGCCAUACGAAGCUCAACUCUGCCUGGAUUUGACACUUAUAUUCGUAAUUUAAACCCCUCGCUUCGCCCAAAUGAUCACUUCUUAAAGGAAUUUUGGGAAAAGGAGUUUGGAUGUAGUCCUGGAAUUGCGACAGCUUCUCCUUUUGCUUCUCUACCCCCCUGCAACGGCACAGAGAGCCUGUGGGCUGUGAAUAAUCUCUUCACUGACACCUCCCAGCUACGGGUGACAUACAAUGUCUAUCUUGCAGUCUAUGCUGCAGCUCACGCCCUUCACUCCCUACUCUCCUGCCCUGAUGUUAACAGCUCUCCUGGACGUAACAUCACCUGUUCAUUUACAAAUCAAAUCAAGCCCAUUGAGCUGAUGGAGCAGCUCCGUAAAGUGAACGUUACCACACCUCAGGGUGAAGCGUUUAAUUUCCAAGGCGCCGACAUCACAGUAAAGUAUGACCUCGUGAACUGGCAGAGCAGCCCUGAGGGACAAGUCCAACUUGUUUUGAUCGGCCUUGUGAAUGACUUUGAUCUUCACCUUAAUGAGUCUGCUAUUCAGUGGAGCACGGGGUCCAGUCAGGUGCCUGUUUCCAUCUGCAGUGAAGCUUGCCCUUCGGGUACACGGAUGGCCACCAGGAAAGGAGAACCCAUCUGCUGUUUUGACUGCAUCCCAUGUGCUGAUGGAGAGAUUAGCAACACAACUGGUUCCACUCAGUGUGUUCAUUGUCCAUCCGAGUUUUGGUCCAAUGCUGAGCGUACUGCCUGCAUCCCUCGCCAGCUGGACUACCUUUCUUUCAAUGAAACUUUGGGCAUCACACUAACAGCAGUUGCUGUUUCUGGUGUCACAGUGACAAUUGCUGUUUUUGUGGUGUUCCUUUACAACCGUCAGACACCAAUGGUGCGAGCCAACAACUCAGAACUCAGCUUUCUGCUGCUCCUGUCAAUAAAGCUCUGUUUUCUGUGCUCACUGGUGUUUAUCGGCCGUCCCUCAGCCUGGUCAUGCCGGUUCCAGCAGGCAGCCUUUGGGAUCAGCUUUGUCCUGUGUGUUUCCUGCCUACAAGUGAAGACAAUUGUGGUUCUGGCAGCAUUCCGCUCAGCUAGGCCCGGUGCUGAAGCUCUGAUGAGGUGGUUUGGUCCUGGACAGCAGAGAGGAAGUGUCUGCUUCUUCACAUCCAUACAGAUUAUCAUCUGUACUUUUUGGCUGUCACUUAACCCCCCGGUGCCUCAACCUGACUUGGAGAUCCCAGGUUUACAGGUUACCCUGAAGUGUGCGAUGACGUCUGUGAUUGGUUUCUCUCUGGUGCUGGGCUACAUUGGCCUCCUAGGCUGCACCAGCCUCCUUCUGGCCUUUCUUGCCAGGAAACUCCCAGACAACUUCAACGAGGCCAAGCUGAUCACCUUUAGCAUGUUGAUUUUCUGUGCUGUCUGGGUGGCUUUUGUUCCUGCUUAUGUAAGUUCACCUGGAAAAUAUGCAGUUGCUGUGGAAAUUUUCGCCAUUCUGGCCUCAAGUUAUGGUUUACUGGUCUGCAUCUUUGCUCCAAAGUGUUUCAUCAUUCUUUUGAGGCCAGAGAAAAACACUAAGAAGCAUUUGAUGGCAAGAUAGUAAUGGCGGUCAGUACAUCUAUUAUGAUUAGAUGCACAUAAGCUGUUGUUCUGUUUUACAUUUUAUUUCCCAGAUGUUAUAGAUAUCGUUUAAAUACCUGCAAGAAAUUAUUAUAAUUUAAUGUAUGCUGUUAACAUUUGUUAUUAUGAGGGAGA